Molecule: messenger RNA, 1283 nt
Organism: Erigeron canadensis
Lineage: Eukaryota; Viridiplantae; Streptophyta; Magnoliopsida; Asterales; Asteraceae
Product: E3 ubiquitin-protein ligase AIRP2-like
Exons: 5
Coding region: 308-1036 (242 amino acids)
Biological process (GO): protein ubiquitination
Cellular component (GO): cytosol
Molecular function (GO): ubiquitin protein ligase activity
Source: RefSeq, a predicted model, not a curated record
UUAUGUGUGUAAGUAGUGUGUGUGGGUCACCAUAAUUUCAUAAUCCUACUCUUCACCUUUCACCCACAUAACAUUAACAAAUCUUUUUCUCUUUUUCUAGAUUCCUCUGUUUUCUUCUCAGGAUUUCAAGCCUUUAAAAAAAUACAAAUAAAUGGUUUUGUGUGAGAAACAGAGCAUUUGAGGGUCAAGAUUUAUGUGGGGUUGGUUUAUUUGUUGAAGUUAUUGAAGAAUUGAGCUAAAGUUUUGUUUUUUAGUGGGGGGAAAAAGAUAAAUAUAUUUGGGAUAUUUUUGAUUGUUUGAUGGGAACAUGAGAAAGUGUUUCAAAGAUUCACUUAAAUCCCUUGAAGCUGAUAUUCAACAUGCCAAUACUUUGGCAUCAGAUUAUCCAAGGGAAUAUGAUGGUGGUUGCCUUCAAAUGAGAUUAUCAUACAGCCCAUGUGCUCACUUCUUUUUGUUUUUUGUUCAAUGGAGUGAUUGUCAUCUUGCUGGUGCUCUUGGUUUACUCAGAAUUCUUAUUUACAAGGCGUAUGAAGAUGGGAAGACGAGCAUGUAUAUUCAAGAGCGGAAAGCUACUAUAAGAGAAUUCUAUGGCAUUAUAUUUCCAUCUUUAUUGCAACUUCAAAAGGGAAUCACCGACAUUGAAGAUAAAAAACAGAAGGAGCUCUGCGCAUCCAAGUAUCAAAGAUUCGAUGAAAUGAGUAAAGGUAAACUAUCCGAAAUUGAUAUGGAACGUGAGGAAGAAUGCGGGAUUUGCUUAGAAUUGAGCACCAAGGUUGUCUUGCCUGAUUGUAACCAUUCCUUGUGUAUGAAGUGCUACAUGAAUUGGCGUACACGAUCUCAAUCAUGUCCAUUUUGCCGUGAUAAUUUGAAACGGGUAAACUCAGGUGAUCUAUGGAUCUACACUUGUCGUUAUGAAGUCAUUGAAUUAUCGGCUAUCGCAAGAGACAAUUUGAGGAGACUUCUUUUGUACAUUGAGAAGCUACCUCUUAUUGUUGUGGAUCCUGUAACUAUUUCUUAUGACCCUCGUUAUAGGUGAUGGUGGCUCAGUUUCUUUGUGGAAAGUGUUUAUUUAAUUUGUACAUAUGAUUGUUGUUUGAUUGAUAUUGGAAUUGAACAGUCUCCAAGUGAUGACAAAAACCAAUGAUAGAUUGGUAUAGUGAUAUAAGUUUAUUAAGGUAUAGUGGAAGUUGUACAUUGUUUCAGAUUUGAUUUUUUUUUCCUUUCACAAUUGGCAUGUAUAUAAUUUUUAUGUUCAUUGGAUUUGAUAUGAAUAUAAAUGUGAA